CAGGGCCUGAUAAUAAAGGAAUUUAUAAAGGGGAUCGAGAGUCCAGUGGAAAAUACACGUUUGCUGCCCACAUGGAUGGAACUUACAAGUUUUGCUUUAGCAACAGAAUGUCCACCAUGACUCCCAAGAUAGUGAUGUUCACUAUUGAUAUCGGGGAAGCUCCAAAGGGGCAAGACAUGGAGACAGAAGGUGGUGGAGAUACCUGGGAUGCUCAUCAGAACAAGCUAGAAGAGAUGAUUAAUGAGUUAGCGGUGGCCAUGACAGCUGUAAAGCAUGAACAGGAGUACAUGGAAGUUCGUGAAAGAAUACAUAGAGCAAUUAAUGACAACACAAACAGCAGAGUGGUUCUUUGGUCGUUCUUUGAAGCUCUUGUAUUAGUUGCCAUGACACUGGGACAAAUCUACUAUCUGAAGAGGUUUUUUGAAGUCCGAAGGGUUGUUUAAGAGUACUUUUCUGGUCCCGGAUUUCAGUUCACUGUCUACCAAACAUCCUGGUCACACAAAAAAAAAGUCAUUUAGUUUCUGAACCCUCUUUACUGAACUGUAAAACUUCCUGCUUAUGUUCCUUCCUAGUUAAAACUGAGUUGUUUUUCUAUAUCUUCUGUAGCAAAAGCUGUGCUGAAAUCUCGUCACUGAAUUGGC
Eurypyga helias (sunbittern) is the source of this 641-nucleotide messenger RNA. RefSeq names its product transmembrane emp24 domain trafficking protein 2 (gene TMED2). NCBI's taxonomy places the organism in Eukaryota, Metazoa, Chordata, Aves, Eurypygiformes, Eurypygidae. The transcript has 4 exons. Gene Ontology annotation, cellular component: endoplasmic reticulum; endoplasmic reticulum-Golgi intermediate compartment; Golgi apparatus. The coding region runs from base 72 to 443 and encodes 123 amino acids. The record is from RefSeq and is a predicted model, not a curated record. Gene Ontology annotation, biological process: Golgi organization; intracellular protein transport; endoplasmic reticulum to Golgi vesicle-mediated transport.